AUGGAAAUGCUUAAUGAUUCUAAUACAAAACAAUUACAAGAAUUCACUACUUGUACUAUAUGUUUAAAAAAAUACAAAGAUCCACGUAUUCUUCCAUGUUCUCAUACAUUUUGUUUAAAAUGUCUUCAUCAAUCGGUUAAAGAUGGCAAAUUUUCCUGUCCAAUGAAAGAUGAUAUAAUGAUAAAUGAAAAUGAUAUCGAUCAAUUACCAAUUAAUCGAACAGCUAAAGAUACGGUAGACUUUGUAGUGAGUCUUAGUCCAUCACUUGAUGAAAAAACUUAUUACCCAUGUGAGAAUUGCAAUGAAAAACAAGCGUUAAAUUGGUGUGAAAAAUGUGCUACAAAUUUAUGUGAUACAUGUACAAAAUCAGUACAUUCAAUAAAAAUCUUUCAAGCUCAUACAAUUGUUUCAUUAUCAAAUAAAAUAUAUUCAUUUUGUUUAGAACAUCCGGAUGAAAAAUUUAAAUAUUGGUGUACACAAUGCCAUCUUCUUGUAUGUCGUGAUUGUUUAUUAUUUAAACAUAAAGAUCAUACAUUUGUAUCGUUGGAUGAUGCAGCCAUGGAUGCAAAAGGAAAUCUCGAGAGAAAAACCCAAGAAAUAAACGAAAUUAAAAGAAAUUUAACACAAUUUUCAACUACAACAAAAAAUGCUAUUGAACGACAACGUGAAAUAGCUCGUCAUGAAAUGCAAGAUACUGCACAAACAUUUGCUAAUCUACAACAAAUGUUAGAAGAAAGAAAAUGUAUACUUACCAAAGAGUUAAAAGAUGAAGAAAUACAAUCAAUAAAAAUAUUAAAUCAACAACAAAUUAAUAUAGAUCAACAUUUAAAUCUAACCACUGUUCAAGAACUUUGUAUCAGACAAAUAUUGAACUCAGAUGAUCCAAUACAAAUAUUAAAAUUCAAAUCUACUUUAUCUCAUAAUUAUAAUGAAUUUAUAGAAAAAUAUAGAAAAAUAGAUGAAGGUUGUAUUAUAAUGAGAGAUACAUUUAAAAGAAAUGAUAAAGAUUUAGAAGAUCUUCAAGAUAUGAUUUCCAAACUUGGUAGUAUUACAAGUAAAGCACAUGUUGUGAAAAAAGAUGGUGUGGCAAUUAGAACAAUACCAUUAGAUAUUUCCAAAAUUAGUGAUAGUAGUAAUAGUAUUAUUUCAAAAGAACAGAAUAUUGCUCGUGGUUAUAAAUUUUCAUUAAAACAACCAAUGAAACUUCGAUCAAUUCGUAUACAAUCAGAUCAUAUUGGACAAGUUAUAGGAUUUGUAGUUAAUGAUGCUAAUACUGUUAUUCAAAAAAGUAUAAUUAAUUCAGUUAAUGCAACGAUGAAAUGGUUGAUAAUUCCAAUGGAAUUUGAAAUUAAAGAUAACUAUGGUGUAUUAAUACUACCACCAUCAGAUAAUGGAUCGUAUACGUAUAAAAAUGGAGAUAAUCAAUUUCGAAAAAUAACUGAAAAUUGUUCAGUUAAAAGUAAAUUAUGUAAUAUGACAACACAACUCAAUAUAGGUUUACAAUUGACUGUAAUUAAUAACACACAUUCUAUUAGUAUGAUAAUUGAUGUGGAAGAGUAA
Molecule: messenger RNA, 1560 nt
Organism: Adineta steineri
Lineage: Eukaryota; Metazoa; Rotifera; Eurotatoria; Adinetida; Adinetidae
Source: the annotation of a GenBank genome assembly